This is a messenger RNA of Penaeus monodon (black tiger shrimp), 754 nucleotides long. Its product is annotated as trypsin-1-like. Gene Ontology annotation, molecular function: serine-type endopeptidase activity. Gene Ontology annotation, biological process: proteolysis. The record is from RefSeq and is a predicted model, not a curated record. Lineage: Eukaryota; Metazoa; Arthropoda; Malacostraca; Decapoda; Penaeidae.
GUUCCCGGGCUUCGCACGAAACAACGAGAUCUGUGGCAUCCGCAGGAAUUCCGUGCCCGAUGUUAUCACCCGUAUCGUCGGUGGGUCGCCAGCUGAGACUCACGAGUUCCCUUGGCAAGUUUCGCUACAAUGGCGCUACAAUUGGUACACUUAUCACAUCUGCGGUGCCUCUGUUAUCGAUCAGAAUUGGAUCAUCACCGCCGCCCACUGCACACACCAAUUCACGCCCAAGGAACUACUUGUGGUGGCUGGAGAUCAUCUACUGAAGGAAAAGGAAGGCAGCGAGCAGUCACGCUAUAUCGAACGCAUCGUUGAACACGAGAACUACAACGCCAACACGCAGGAAAAUGACAUAGCGCUUAUCAAGCUGUCGUCUCCUCUUGAACUCGACGGCAUGACAGUCUCCCCCACGUGCCUGCCUCCCCCCAUGGCAAACUUUACAGGAGACUGCGUGGUGACGGGCUGGGGCAAGCUAAGGGAAGGAGGCAAGUCCGCCGACCUCCUGCAGAAGGUGAUCGUGCCCAUCAUCAGUGACACAGAUUGUGAGAAUUCCUACAGGGUCAUUGGGUACACAGGACCCGUUGUGGAUUCCAUGAUGUGCGCAGGACAUGAAUUCGGAGGAAAGGACGCUUGUCAGGGUGACUCUGGUGGUCCUUUCGCCUGCCGUGGAGCUGACAACCGCUACUAUUUGGCCGGCAUUGUGUCAUGGGGCAUUGGCUGCGCUCGUCCCAAUGUCCCCGGAGUCUACACCGAG